AUGGCCGUCGGCAUCUUCUCCAACCCCUCUGCACUCGGCGUCAGCCACAGCACAAUCCCCAGCGUGGGUAUCUGCCAGCAAAAUUGUUUCGACGAACUCGUGGUGCGACUCAAGGAUGCCCUUGGUCCAUCAUCGGGAUUGACUUCUGAUGACGUUGAUGUUGACUUCCUUCAACAACUGAUGGAAGGAUACGACGGCUCUGACAAUAUGUGGAAGCCUUAUGCCUUCGGGGAUCGUAGUAGGGGAUAUACCCGCAAUCUCGUCGAUGAAGGUAACGGCAAGAGUAACUUGCUUGUUCUUGUAUGGUCUCCUGGAAAGGGGUCCCCUAUCCACGACCACGGCAACGCCCACUGCUUGAUGAAGAUUCUCAAGGGCAACCUCACCGAGACUCGAUACGCAUUUCCAAACGAGGACGAAGAAGAUAAACCGAUGAAGAUCAUCGGAGAAAGAACAUAUAAAGAAAACUCUGUGGCAUAUAUGGCAGAUGAACUAGGACUGCAUCGUGUAUCCAACAGGGGUAGCGACUUCGCUGUGUCCCUCCACUCAAAAAAGGGAUGUCAUAUCUUUGACGAGAAGACGGGACGGCGAAGCCAUGUACCAGGUUGUCACUACUACUCAGCUUAUGGGCGCCUGCUGAAGGAGUAG
This is a messenger RNA of Fusarium redolens, 645 nucleotides long. RefSeq names its product RmlC-like cupin domain-containing protein. The record is from RefSeq and is a predicted model, not a curated record. The coding region runs from base 1 to 645 and encodes 214 amino acids. The transcript has 3 exons. Lineage: Eukaryota; Fungi; Ascomycota; Sordariomycetes; Hypocreales; Nectriaceae. Gene Ontology annotation, molecular function: ferrous iron binding; cysteine dioxygenase activity. Gene Ontology annotation, biological process: L-cysteine catabolic process.